This is a messenger RNA of Danio aesculapii, 1097 nucleotides long. Its product is annotated as myosin-binding protein C, fast-type-like. The record is from RefSeq and is a predicted model, not a curated record. The transcript is spliced from 7 exons. Gene Ontology annotation, molecular function: protein binding. NCBI's taxonomy places the organism in Eukaryota, Metazoa, Chordata, Actinopteri, Cypriniformes, Danionidae. The coding region runs from base 1 to 735 and encodes 244 amino acids.
AUGAUGGUGAAGAGUGUAGCGGUGUCAAGCUCUACAGCAAUUUUUUUUUUCCAUUCCUUUCCCAUAGACAAGCCUGGGCCACCAAUGGCUGUCACUGUCACUGAUGUUUGGGGCUUCAAUGCUGCUUUAGAGUGGAAGCCUCCAAAAGACAAUGGCAACACUGAGAUCAUAGGCUAUACCGUCCAGAAGGCUGACAAGAAACCAAGAGCCUAUCAGAGGGAGUGGUUCACGGUUCUUGAACACAAUCGCAGGCCGAGCUGCACUGUGUCUGAUCUGGUGAUGGGGAACGAGUACUUCUUCCGUAUUUUCAGUGAGAACAUCUGUGGCAUGAGUGAGGAAGCUGGACUCAGCAAAAACACAGCUGUCAUCUCCAAAACAGGUCUUCAAUACAAACCCCAACCCUACAAGGAAAAAGACAUGAACAGCUCUCCGAAGUUCAUCACUCCUCUGGUGGACAGGUCUGUUGUGGCAGGUUACAGCGCUGCCAUCAGCUGUGCUGUCCGUGGAUGCCCGAAACCAAAGAUUAUAUGGAUGAAAAAUAAGAUGAUUAUUGGAGAGGAUCCAAAAUUUCUCAUGCAGAAUAACCAGGGUGUGCUGACUUUAAACAUCCGUAAGCCCAGCUUGUUUGAUUGCGGAAAGUAUACAUGCAAAGCCAUCAACGACCUAGGAGAGGAUGAAGUGGAGUGCAAGCUGGAGGUUCGAGUCGUAACAGAGAAGGAGGAAGCGAAGAAGUGAACACACAACCAAGAAAAUACCUUAAAGACGGUGGCUGUAAAGCAGUGAUAUGGGCAUCAUGAGUGUGUCAGAAAAGCAAUACAUUUUAGAGUGAUUGAUUUAGAAUAACACUAUUAUAGGCUACGUUCUCUGCCUCUUACAAAAAUGAAAAAAAAAAAAAAUAAAUAAUAAUAAUACUUGCAUAUGAUAUCCCUAACUUGUUUAGCAUGGUAUUUAAACGGUAUGGUAUGGUAACAGCAUUACUGUUUCAUCAUAGGCAGAAUCAUGCUUAUUUAAUAAAAUAAUAAUGUAGCAAUUUUAUUCAAGUAUGCUUUGUCCUCAUGCCAAGUUAAACUGCUUGAAAUAAAAGCACAUGAAAACAA